AUGCUCGGCAAAAUCGCCCUCGAAGAAGCCUUCGCGCUCCCCCGCUUCGCGGAAAAGACCAAAUGGUGGGCAGGGAUGUUCGCCACAGACACAGAGAAACACACAGCAGAAAUCAACGACGUCGGUCCAAUCCGCCUAGACUUCGCCGAGAAAUACGGCGUCGGUCUCCAGAUCCUCAGCUAUACCGCGCCAGGUGUCCAAGAUAUCUGGGAUGCAAAGGAUGCCCAGGCUCUCGCUGUUGAGAUCAAUGAUUAUAUCGCCGAGAAGGUGAAAGCGCACCCAGAUCGAUUUGCUGCUUUUGCCACCCUCUCCAUGCACGAUCCCCAAGAAGCAGCCACCGAACUCCGUCGCUGCGUAACCCAGCACGGCUUCCUAGGCGCACUAGUAAACGACACACAACGCGCCGGCCCAGACGGCGACGAGAUGAUCUUCUACGACAACGCCAAAUGGGACGUGUUCUGGUCUACCUGCGAAGAACUAGACGUGCCCCUGUACCUCCACCCACGCAAUCCAACCGGAACAAUCUACGAGAAACUAUGGGCAGAUCGGAAAUGGCUAAUCGGGCCACCGCUGUCAUUCGCGCAGGGCGUUAGUCUACAUGUGCUGGGGAUGGUGACGAACGGUGUUUUCGAUAGACAUCCCAAGUUGCAGGUUAUUCUUGGGCAUCUUGGGGAACAUAUUCCGUUUGAUAUGUGGAGGAUUAAUCAUUGGUUCGAGGAUCGGAAGAAGGUGCUUGGGCUUGGGGAGACGUGUAAGAGGACGAUUCGGGAGUAUUUCGCGGAUAAUUUGUGGAUUACUACUUCCGGGCACUUUUCGACUACUACGUUGAACUUUUGUUUGGCGGAGGUUGGCGCGGACCGCAUUUUGUUCUCGAUUGAUUAUCCUUUUGAGACGUUUGAGGAUGCUUGUGACUGGUUUGAUAAUGCGGAGAUGUCGAAUACUAAUCGGUUGAAGAUUGGACGGGAGAAUGCUAAGAAGUUGUUCAAGUUGGGGGCUUACAAGGAUAGUGAGGCUUGA
This is a messenger RNA of Penicillium arizonense, 1017 nucleotides long. RefSeq names its product amidohydrolase family protein. Lineage: Eukaryota; Fungi; Ascomycota; Eurotiomycetes; Eurotiales; Aspergillaceae. Bases 1 to 1017 code for a protein of 338 amino acids. The record is from RefSeq and is a predicted model, not a curated record. Gene Ontology annotation, biological process: secondary metabolic process. Gene Ontology annotation, molecular function: carboxy-lyase activity; hydrolase activity. Gene Ontology annotation, cellular component: cytosol; cytoplasm. The transcript has 2 exons.